AUGCAGGUAGGGUCGGAGCAUGCGAGCAAGAAGAAGGAGCAGGAGACUGCACUGAGGCACGUGGUGCUGCGGCCGACCGCUGCAUGUGGCGUCGAGUUGACUUACGUUGACCUGUCUGAUGUGGACGUGCAGCGAGUGGCACGAGAGGCGGUGGCCAGUGAGAAUGAGAGGCGGGCGAGUGCACUGCAGUUGAUCUCUGUGUCGCAGGCACUGCCGGGAUACGGAGAGUACACACUCACACUGCUACCUGCUUAUGAGAGCACCCGCACGGCAGCAGAUGAGAGCACCCGCAUGGCAGCAGAUGAGAGCACCCGCAUGGCAGCUCACUAG
This is a messenger RNA of Closterium sp. NIES-65, 330 nucleotides long. The record is from the annotation of a GenBank genome assembly. NCBI's taxonomy places the organism in Eukaryota, Viridiplantae, Streptophyta, Zygnematophyceae, Desmidiales, Closteriaceae.